ACUUUAACACUCCUUAACUACAAGGAAUUCCUCUCGAUUCAAAAGGAACAGGUGUCUAAUUAUCUAGUCGUCACGAUGUAAAUCAUCGCUAGCACGACGCUUCCAACAAAUCAUGCUACACAACUGCUAGAGUGUUACAAUUUUCUUGAACAGAUGGCUACGGAGGGACAAGCGCUUCUUUUUCAAGAGCUGCAGCAAAGAUCACUUGGUUUGGUUGUCUUCGAAAGUGCUCUUAUGAUAUUUAUCAAUAUUCUGGCCUUCAUAGGUAACAUGCUAGUCUGCUGGGCUGUGUACCGUAACCAACGACUUCGCACCAUACCAAACAUCUACGUCGUCACUCUGGCCAUAUCUGAUGCUCUCAUGGCAGUCCUAUGUAUGCCAAUGUCCGUGGUUCUUCUUAUGACAGGAGAGUGGCCAUUCAGCAGUGCUGUUUGUCAUUUCCAAGGAUUUUUUUGUUUUUUCUGUGCGUUAUACUCUUUGCUGCUUAUGACUGCAACGGCUUUGAACCGAUAUUUUCGCGUGGUGAAACCUAACCUUUAUCGUCAGCGUUUUAAAGUAAAAUCAACGUGUAUUUCCGUGGUUGCCAUGACACUUUUCGCAGCUUUUGGUGCAGGGCUUUCAUCGAUGGCUCAGUGGGCCACAUUUAUCGUGCACUACGGUAAAGUGAUCUGUUUUAUGGACUUCGAUACGCCGUACCUCGACAUGGCUUACAUGGCGUAUUUGGAUGCUGUUUAUAUCGGGAUUCCUAUUGCAAUCAUCAUGUUCGCUUACUACAAGAUUUUUAGAACCAUCAAAGAACACAACCACGAAAUGAGCUGUAAAAGACAAGGGACGACUCUUCCCUUUAACGUCGAAGAAGUAAAGAUCACGAAAGCUCUUUUCGCGGCUGUGCUGGGCUUUAUCCUCUGUUGGGGACCUAUAGCUAUUAUUGACAUGGUUGAUUCUUUCUCGGCACAUAAGCUCGCUAUCCCACGGCAGGUGUUCAUUUUAUACAUAUAUCUCGGCUUUGGCAGUUGUUCCAUCAAUCCCAUAAUAUAUGGCGUCAUGAAUAGAGCUUUUAGAGCAGAAUUCUUGCGAGUUCUAUGUUUCUGGCGAACAAAGAACGGAGUAACUCCACUCGGUCUCUCUUUUACUCUUCAAACCAGUAAUUUAGAUCAAGGUCAAACUUGUCACGAAAAACUAACAUAGAC
This is a messenger RNA of Pocillopora verrucosa, 1190 nucleotides long. RefSeq names its product melatonin receptor type 1B-B-like. Gene Ontology annotation, biological process: cellular response to light stimulus; G protein-coupled receptor signaling pathway; phototransduction. Gene Ontology annotation, cellular component: plasma membrane. The record is from RefSeq and is a predicted model, not a curated record. Gene Ontology annotation, molecular function: G protein-coupled photoreceptor activity. NCBI's taxonomy places the organism in Eukaryota, Metazoa, Cnidaria, Anthozoa, Scleractinia, Pocilloporidae.